GACUGCCGAUUGGUAAAGUGUUCUUUGAUCGGUAUAUAUACGGAAAUUUUUCUCCCAGACAGCACAGUUCUUCGGCGUCUUUUCUGUAGAUCUAACUAGAUCAACUUGUAGUACAAGUCGCAAGCGGUUCUUCGAUUAGUGGAAAUGGCAUUCAAAUUCGUUGCUCUGUUUGCUCUGCUAGCUGUUGCUGCUGCCCAGCACUACGAUCCCCAUUACUAUCAUCAACCACAGUACCAACAUCAGCCACAGUACCAUGCUCAGCCAGCUCUGGUGAAAACUGUUCAACCUGCUUUGGUUAAGACUCUGCAGCCGGCUUUGGUCAAAACUGUGAAGCACGUUGAAUAUCCUGAUACUCCUGCUGAAUAUCAGUUCCAGUACUCUGUUCAUGAUGAACAGACCGGAGACAUCAAGAGCCACCAGGAGGAACGUCAUGGAGAUAACGUGAAGGGAGUUUACACUUUGGUUGACGCUGAUGGAUUCCGCCGAGUGGUCGAAUACACCUCGGAUGAACACUCUGGUUUUAACGCUGUUGUCCGUCGUGAGCCUCUUGAGGGACACCACGCUGUUAAGGCCGUUGCCCCAGUUGCCAAGUUUGUUGCCCCAGUUGCCAAAGUUGUAGCUCCAGUUGCCUACGCUGCUGCCCCGGUCCACCAUUAUCAACCAGCCCCAGUCCAGCGUCUGCACUACCAACCAGCCCAGGUCCAACACUACCAGCCAGCCCAGGUCCAGCACUAUCAGCCAGCCCCAGUCAAGGUCUACACUGCCCCUGCUGUAGCCAAGGUUGCCGUUCCGGCUGUUGCUAAGGUCGCUGUCCCAGUUGCCAAGGUAGCUUAUGCUCCUCAUCAUGAUGCCACCAACCAUGUGCAGUUCAGCGGAUUGUCUUCCAACUACCACUAUUAAAUCGCUUGCCACCGAGAUUGAACGAUUGAACGAUGAUAUUAGCGCCAUAACUUCUACUCUUUGAUUGCAUAAAGAUGGGAGUGUUAACUAGUUGUAUAUAAAUGUAUAUAGUCAUUAUAGUUACAAACGAAUGAAGUGAAUAUAGACGAUGAAAGCUAUCAAA
Molecule: messenger RNA, 1063 nt
Organism: Aedes albopictus (Asian tiger mosquito)
Lineage: Eukaryota; Metazoa; Arthropoda; Insecta; Diptera; Culicidae
Product: cuticle protein 8
Exons: 2
Coding region: 145-900 (251 amino acids)
Cellular component (GO): extracellular matrix
Source: RefSeq, a predicted model, not a curated record